UUUGCUCUACAAGAAAUGUCAGGCUGAAAAACACACGCCCUGGUGCUUUUUUUCUAAGCACACACUUCCUCUGCAGUUUCUGGGCCAUCAAGGAACCUUACAAAGUAAGAGAGAGACAAGAAAGAACUCCGUCCUGACCAUCGGACAGGAGAGUGACACUGGUGAUGGAGCUCGGAGUUGGGCUGGAAACAUUGGAUCCAAAGUUCAUCAAGCGUUCAUUGCUGGUGGAGGUUGAGGGAGUCCCUUUGAUCAGUGCGAUUGCAGAGGAGUGGGGUAGCUUAUGGGACUUCAAAGCUCGGCCCGAUGAUCUUCUCAUCUGUACUUAUCCCAAAGCAGGGACCACCUGGAUCCAGGAAAUUGUGGACAUGAUUCAGCAUGGAGGUGACGCACAGAAAUGUGCUCGGGCCCCAACGCACAAACGCAUGCCCUUCAUAGACAUGUUCCUUCCAAAGCCUCUGGAACAUGUCUUACCCUCUGGCUUGGAAGAGGCAGAGGCAAUGUCCUCUCCACGCAUGCUCAAAACUCACCUCCCAGUUCAGCUUAUUCCUCCUUCCUUCUGGGAACAAAAUUGCAAGAUCAUUUAUGUGGCCAGGAACGCCAAGGACAACUUGGUCUCAUAUUUCCAUUUCCAUCGCAUUAGUACUAUGAUGCCAGAACCAGGAAACUGGGACCAGUUUCUGGAGAAUUUCAUUGCUGGGAAGGUUGCCUGGGGGUCUUGGUUUGACCAUGUCCGUGGUUGGUGGGAAGCCAAGGACCGUCACCCAAUUCUGUACCUUUUUUAUGAAGAUAUGAAAGAGGAUCUAGCCCGGGAAAUCCAUAAAGUAUCUCAGUUCCUGGGUGUAACGCUUCCAGAUCCGCUUUUGAAUCAGAUUGUACAACACACAACAUUUGAGAGCAUGAAAACAAACCCAAUGGCUAACUACAGCACCCUGCCUUCUUUCAUCUUGGACCAAUCCAUAUUACCGUUCAUGAGAAAAGGCACUGUGGGAGACUGGAAGGUACACUUCACCGUGGCUCAGAGUGAACACAUGGACAAAGUCUGUGCUCGAGAACUGGAGGGUACCAGCUUGACCUUCCGCACGCAGCUAUAAAUGCAUCUCUGUGUCCCUCAUGGAAACUUUCACCAAACAUGCCAGGACUGUGACUGAAUCUGCGUUCAAUAAAAUAAGUUACAAAGUCUCAGCUGCAUCAAAAAAUUGUGGGCGUGGCUUUAUAA
Eublepharis macularius is the source of this 1216-nucleotide messenger RNA. Its product is annotated as sulfotransferase 1C2-like. NCBI's taxonomy places the organism in Eukaryota, Metazoa, Chordata, Lepidosauria, Squamata, Eublepharidae. Gene Ontology annotation, molecular function: sulfotransferase activity. The transcript has 8 exons. The record is from RefSeq and is a predicted model, not a curated record. Gene Ontology annotation, cellular component: cytoplasm. Gene Ontology annotation, biological process: sulfation. The coding region runs from base 165 to 1091 and encodes 308 amino acids.